AUGAACGCAGACGAAGAAGAAGCAGACUGGGGAACCCCACCCCCGCGCACGACUCCAGCGCCGUACUCUGCGGCCGACGACCCUUUCAGCUCGGAGUACGUCGAGCGGGCCGCUUCAACUCUCGAGUUGAUGGAGAUCGACCCACACCCUGCACAGUCUGCAUCGAACGUGUCGCCAUCGCACAGCACGGUCGGCCUCGGUAUGACGGUGGAUGGUCGGCUCAAAGCCCAAGCCUCCUUGAACCCCUCCGCAACCUCCUUCCACCCAACUUUCGCCUCGCCUCUCCCCGCCCCGCCUCUUAACCCCUCCGCUCUCACCUUCAGACCGCUUGCGCCCCUCCCCUCCGGCACGUCCCGUAGCGCAAAAUACGCUCGCUCCCCAGAACGCCCAGACGGACCGCCCGGACAACCCCCCACGGCCCGCGGCAUUAGCUCCUUCCAGCCCCUCGACCUCGACGAUGGAGGUUGGGGACACCCCAUCGCAGGGAACCCCCGAGCUAAAGCGGAUCGAGUACAGCCUGCUUACUCGGCGAUGGCGAUGGAGGCGGCGCGGGAUAGGAAGCGGAAGCGGACUGAGGCGGAAGAAGGGCGGGAUGGCGAAGAGCUCGUACUCGACGAGGGCGGGAAUGAGGUGACGCUGGUCCAUGUCGACACAUCCACCUUUGAGCAGCUUCAGGGUUGGACCAUGGAGAGCUGGCUGGAUGAGGCUACUGGCGACAUUGUCGAACGGUACCUUGGCGUCAGCCACACGUCCAUCUCCGUUGGGUGCAGCGCGCCCUUUAUGGAUGAGAUCGAUCACGACGAGUACGAGAAGGCGGUCGCAAAGCACUUCCUGAGAUGCGGUUAUAUUCGUCGUGUAAGCAGCAUCUGGGCCGGCCGAAAACCUGCCGUACUCGCCGACGCCGAGGGUUCAAAAGCGACCGACAAGCCGGCGCCCAAGGAUCCCCGUCGGAUUGUGUUCCUGACGUUCUACGAUCAGGUCCCAGCCAGGAGGGCAGUAGGGAUGACGGACGAUGAGCUCGUACUCGACUUUGGCGGACUCAAAGUGCAGCUUACCACCAUGUGGAGGGCAUUCGAGGCAAACGUCACCUGGGUAUUGUUCGACCGUGCCGGAGUGGGCGCUGCUCGAGCUCUCAAGAAUAACAACAAGAAGUUCGCCGAUGGCUCCAUCCGCCCCGAUUCUUCUAUGCCCCAAGCACCCCUACCUCCGACCGCCCCUUUCCGCCAACUGCCCAAGGAGGUCGUGAUACGGCUGCUUGAGGACGCGCAACAGCCGUCAAUCAGUCGGGCGCGGACCCUCAAGCCCCAGCUCACGGACGUCGGCGAGCUUCGGAACCUGAGCGGAGAGCUGCUGCGCCACAUGCCAGCGCAGUACCAGGCAGACAACCGGUUGUGGAUGGAAAACCAUUGGCGCUUUCCCACAGCCAAGUACGACCCGGAGGGCGGACCGACCAUCAACGGCGCACGCCAGCGGUAUGAGCAUGCUCGUCUCCCGGAGCUCAACAUGCGGACCUUUUCCAACUGGGAAGCCGCUCGCGGCUUGGGCUUUGGCGACGACACGAACCCCCUCUCUGAGCUGUACGGCGCACCCACCUCCGGCUCCAACUGCGCGCGCGACGCCGUCGGUAUAGAUCGCCUGGCGGCUACGCUCACCGCACCACUCUUGCAUGAGCUCGGGGGGAAGGCGUACCUCAAGCGGUACAUACCGACCGAGGCGGAGAUGUGGAAUGUGCGGGGGGGGGUCUCAAAUGCCAUGGCGCUGGAGGAGUUCAGGAAAAGUCAUCCAGGCCAGACUUGGUUCCCGUUCUAUAGUGCAGACUACACGGACGACGACCGUGGCAAGGAGGCUGUAAUGUUGAAGAAGGGCAGAUAUCAGCAGCGCUUCUGGGCGGAAGAGGACAAGCCAAGCGCGCCAUUCCGACCCCGAUACGCCACCGCUACGCCGUCACCCCCCGCAGCACCCCCUCCCCCUUUACCUCCUUCAUCUCCAUCCCCGCCGCCACAUACCUCCUCACCUCCUCCCGCGGAAUCCCUCGCUCCUCUCCCCUUCCCGUCGGACUACUCGAUAACCGCAGGCGGCUCAUUCGAGGAGGACAUGUUGCUGUACGAGAUGGAUGAGUAA
This is a messenger RNA of Dioszegia hungarica, 2121 nucleotides long. RefSeq lists its product as uncharacterized. The coding region runs from base 1 to 2121 and encodes 706 amino acids. The record is from RefSeq and is a predicted model, not a curated record. Lineage: Eukaryota; Fungi; Basidiomycota; Tremellomycetes; Tremellales; Bulleribasidiaceae. The transcript has 4 exons.